Arabis nemorensis is the source of this 222-nucleotide messenger RNA. NCBI's taxonomy places the organism in Eukaryota, Viridiplantae, Streptophyta, Magnoliopsida, Brassicales, Brassicaceae. The record is from the annotation of a GenBank genome assembly.
AUGUCAAUCCGUCCAAGAAAAUCAGACGGUCAGAUGGUUCUGGCAUCUGACAACUACAUUGGCGAGAGAUGGCUAAGCAAAUAUGAUGAGACAGAAUAUGAUUAUUUGGCUAGACUCGUAGAAUCUUUUCAACAAGAAUCUGGAGAUAUGUCCGGUCCGACAAGGAGCUGCUUGAAAGAGGAGAUUGAGGAGAUAUCUUUGGUUUCUGUGGCCAAGGUUUGA